UUGCAAAUUCCAAUACUCUCAUUGGUUCUUACAGUGAAGUACCAUUCCCCAUAUAUUAAAACAUUUGAGACUAACAAAGAGGGUUUCACAUUAUUCUAAAGACUACGAUAAAUAUAAUGAUUGCACGUGUAGGAUUAGGAUUGGCCAGACCAAACCGUUUACUUUCAAGAUCUAGCUUGAGAUUGGUCUCCACUGUCAAGGCUUCCCAUGAACAAGAAAAUGAAAUUCUUUUAGCACAACGUAAGAACAGACCAGUUUCCCCUCACUUGACCAUCUACAAACCACAGUUGACUGCGGUAUUGUCUGGUUUACACAGAAUCACUGGUGUUGCCAUGGCUGGUAGUUUCUACGCCUUGACCCUUGGUUACGCCGUCUCUUCUUUGACCGGUGCCUUCCCAUUGGACUCUGCCCUUAUCACCUCCACUUUCGCUUCCUUGCCAGUUGUUGCCAAGGUUGGUGUCAAGGCUCUUAUGGCUUACCCAUUCGUCUUCCAUGUUGCUAACGGUAUUAGACAUUUGGUUUGGGAUUUCGGUGCUCAAUUGACCAUCCCAGGUGUCUACAGAACCGGUUACGCUGUGCUUGGUGCCACCACCAUCUUUGGUACCUACUUGGCUUUCUUCUAA
Messenger RNA from [Candida] anglica, 623 nucleotides. NCBI's taxonomy places the organism in Eukaryota, Fungi, Ascomycota, Pichiomycetes, Serinales, Debaryomycetaceae. The record is from the annotation of a GenBank genome assembly.